CCUUAUACUAUAACUUUCAUUAUUCAUCAAUAAUUCAAAUUCCUCCUUCGUCUUUUUAUUUUUAGCCUUUCAUAUAAAUACUCCCUCUCCAUACUCAUUAUUCAUAACAUCUCUUUCCUUCGUUUAAAGUUUAAUCUUCUUAUAGCCACUGAUUCUUUUUUUUUUUUGGUCAACUUAGCCACUGAUUCUAAAUAUGGGAGAAGAAUUAGUUCAACCAGAGGUAAAGGAGGCUACCCCUGCUCCAGAGGCCGUCCCAGAGUCUGCCUCCUUGGAAGAGGAGGAGAAGAAAGAUGUGGCAGAGGAGAAGAAAGAUGCGGCUGAGGAGGAGAAACCAACGGUGGAGGAGGAGAAGCAGCCGCCACCACCGCCUCCACCAUUCAUACUCUACGUGGACUUGCAUUGUGUAGGAUGUGCUAAGAAGAUUGAAAGAUCUAUACUAAAAAUUAGAGGGGUGGAAGAAGUGGUGAUGGACAUGACUGAGAACCAAGUGACGAUAAAAGGAGUGUUAGAUCCACAAGCAGUGUGCAACAAAAUCAAGAAGAAAACUAAAAGAAUGGCCAAAGUCCUUUCGCCGCUUCCAGCUGCCGAAGGGGAACCUCUGCCACCGACCAUAAACUCUCAAGUCUCCGGCCUCACCACCGUUGAGCUCAACGUCAACAUGCAUUGUCAAGCUUGUGCUGACCAGCUCAAGAAGAAGAUACUCGAAAUGAGAGGGGUCCAAACCACGGUGACAGAAUACACGACCGGAAUAAUAGUGACCGGGACAAUGGACGAAAAGAAACUUGUGGAUUACGUCUACCGUCGGACCAAAAAACAGGCCCGAAUCGUACCCCAACCCGACCCGGAACCUGAUGAAAAACCUGCAGCGGAGGAAGAAAAGAAGGAGGAGAGCGGUGAAGGGCCUGAGAAACCGGAAGCAGAAGAGGAGAAGGAGGAGGAGAAGGAGAAGGAGAAAAAGGAAGAAGAAGACGUUGGCGGAGAAGAUAUGGAGGUUACCGAGGAGAUGGCUACGGCGGAAGAAGAAGUGAUGAAGAGGAUGAUGUAUUAUUAUCAGCCUUUAUACGUCAUCGAAAGGGUUCCUCCACCGCAGCUUUUCAGCGACGAGAACCCUAACGCUUGUUGCAUUUCUUAAAUUGGUUUCGUGUGCUCUACGGAAAAUAUAAUAUAUUAGGGCAAUUAAUUACGUAAGGAAAAGAAAAUAAAGAAAAAUAGGUGUCGAUGCAAAAAAAUGGUGUGAACUAUAUAGUAUAGAUUUAUAUAUUUUAUAGUUGGUGGUUGUUAUCUGUAUUUUAUCGAUGGAUACGUUCACACUUUAGUAUAUACGUAAUCGCAACUGGAAAAACGAUC
This is a messenger RNA of Raphanus sativus (radish), 1347 nucleotides long. Its product is annotated as heavy metal-associated isoprenylated plant protein 9. Lineage: Eukaryota; Viridiplantae; Streptophyta; Magnoliopsida; Brassicales; Brassicaceae. Gene Ontology annotation, molecular function: metal ion binding. The record is from RefSeq and is a predicted model, not a curated record.